AUGGCGGGGUGUGCUGCGACCUCCGACCAAGUUCUCGCGGUCUUCCGUCAAAUGCUCGGUACGCAAGUUAUCGUGCACUUCAGUAUCAGCCGUACGAGCUUACGUCGUUAUACCUCGGACGCUACAGCAUGUCUGACAAAGGCGGCCGCGGAGGCCGUGGAGGCCGUGGAGGUCGUGCGGGUGGUGGGGGAGCUCUUUUCCGGGGAGGCGGAGGUCCUCGUGGAGGAGGUUUCUCUGAAGGAGGGGAGCGCGGUCGAGGUCGCGGAGAAUAUCGUGGAGGGGCCCAGCGUGGUGACCGAGGCGGUCCUCAUAAUCUUCCCUUUCGGGACUCCUCACGCGGGGGUGAUAGAGGGGGUAGAGGAGGACGAGGGCCAGCUGAUUCCCGAGGUGGGCGUGGCCGUGGGCGUGGACGUGGCGACGCAAAGAUCUACAACCCCUCCAUACAGCACCGUUAUUUCUCAGAAAGAAAAUGAAAUCGAGAAAUUUGUCCUCAAGGCCAAAUCUGGCGCCAAAGGAUCUGCACCUGGCGCCAACGUUCUUCCCCUCCGUCCUGGAUACAACACCCAGGGCAAUGAGAUACUUCUCUAUGCCAAUUACAUGGAACUUACCGUCAAAGGUAGUGUAAAGUGUCACAGGUAUAGCAUCGAAAUUGGACCAGGCCCUGACAAGAAGGUGCCGUCGAUCAAACGGUGCAAGCGUCUCGUUCAAUUGCUACUUGAGGAACAUUUUGCUGCUGAAAGAGGUCAUAUAGCUACGGAUUCGCGUGCUAACAUGGUUUCCUCCAAGAAACUUGACAAAAUAUCUGACGACGAGGAAAGCACAGAUUUUCGUGUUCGCUGGAGAGCGGCAGAUGAGACCCAAUACGAAGAAAACCCAGAUGUCUACACUGUCACGGUCAAGUACACUGGAAUGAUUGCAGUGUCCGAUUUGAUCGACUACUUGACCUCAUCAAAUGCAAGCGCUUUCUUCGCCAGUAAAUCCGAAUUUCUCCAAGCUCUGAACAUCGUGGUCGGCGAACAUCCGAAAUCUCGCCCUGAUAUUGCGAGUAUCGGUGCGAACAAGCACUUCCCUCUCAACCCUGGGCCAGACGAUCGUUACUCACUUGGAGAGGGACUCGAGGUCAUCAGAGGCUAUUUUGUCAGUGUCCGUGCUGCGACUGCAAGACUCCUCGUCAAUGUGCAGGUCAAAAAUGUCGCCGUGUACGAGCGUGGCAGUCUGCCUAGCUUGAUCGGGAAGAAUCCUACGAGCAAAUUCAACCUGGAGAAGUUUUUGAAAACCUUACGAGUUGCCGUUACCCACCUGAAGGAUAAACACAAGAAACCGGUCCGACGCGAAAAGACUAUCUGGGGUUUGGCUCGCGAGGGUGACGGGGCAAAGCUCAAGAACCGCGCUCCCAGGGGCGUGACAAAACAAGGUCAACCUCGACAGAAGAUUCCAUUUGGAGCUGGUCCAAAUGAAAUUGAGUUCUGGCAGGACAAGGCUGUGGAGCCAAUGAAAGCGCCUGGUUUUAUCACCGUCGCCUACUGGUUCAAAAUUAAGCACAAGAUUGAUGUUGAUAACAGAAUUCCUGUGAUGAAUGUUGGAUCCCGUGACAUGCCGUCGUAUGUCCCAGCAGAUAUGAUCCGCUUCGCUGUGAGAUCACCAGGUGAGAAUGCGGACUCGAUUGUCAACCAGGGUGCCCCUCUUUUGGGAUUCUCACCGACAACAAACAACGUCUUGAAAGCCUUCGGCCUUGAACCAAUCCCGAAACUCAUCACAGUGCCAGGACGAACUCUGCAGGCUCCUGUUGUCACGUACAAAAAGCUUGAUAGGAAGCAAGAGUUACGCCUUCAGCCAAAAGAUGCAACCUGGAAUUUGAGAGAUGUUGUGUUUUUUGAGGCCAGACGCGUGUCUACACGAUGGUCGUGGGUAGUCAUCGACCCAUUCACAACACACAAGAGAUUCGGCGACGACGAGAAGGCGUGCAUCAGGCGUAUCGAGGAAUGGGCUUCGAAUAUCCGCACUGCUGGAAUCGCUAUGGACUCCAGGCCGACUGCUCCUGGUGUGAAUGUUGCGUAUGUUCGAAACGAAAAUCCUCAGCGAAAGCUGGAUGCUGCGUUUGAAAGCUUGGUCAAGUACAGACUUGAUUUCAUUUUAGUGGUCUUACCAGGCCGUGAGACGGUUUUGUACAACACCAUCAAGUAUUUGUGCGAUGUCAAGUACGGACUUUUACAUGCUUGUGUUGUUGCGGACAAGUUCGCCAAGGGAGGUGCUCAAUACGAUGCGAACGUGGCUUUGAAGGUCAAUUUGAAGCUGAACGGGACGAAUCAUGUUGUUGGAGGAACCCAGCUCGGUAUAGUCAGCAAAGGAAAGACUAUGUUGGUGGGAAUUGAUGUCACUCACCCAUCGCCUGGUUCCGCUAGAGAUGCUCCAAGUAUUGCGGCUAUCGUGGCCUCCGUUGGCAAAGACUUGAGUCAAUUUCCUGCCCAGCUUCAUGUGCAGGCUGGAAAGCAGGAGAAGGUCGAUGCUCUAGAUGUUCUACUCAAAUCUCGUCUCAAGAUCUGGCACGAUAUCCAUGAGGAACAUCCUGAGAACAUUAUCGUCUACCGAGACGGUGUCUCUGAAGGCCAAUACGACAUGGUCGUAACCGAAGAGCUGCCCCAACUCAAAAAGGCGUGCAGGGAUAUGUGCGGUAAGAAGCAACCUCGUAUCUCCAUCGUGGUAGUAGGCAAGCGCCAUCAUACACGUUUCUACGUGACCCAGGAGCAAGACGCUUCGAGGUCCAAGAACCCCCAGAAUGGCACCGUUGUCGACCGCGGCGUUACUGAAGCGCGAGCAUUCGAUUUCUUUUUGCAGUCACACGCAGCCCUGCAAGGAACCGCCCGACCAGCACAUUACAUCGUCGUUCACGAUGAGAUUUUCGCGGGCAUGCCAAUCAGUGCUCCAUUCACCAACUCUGCUGAAGUCCUUAUCGACCUGUCCCACCGUCUCUGCUACACCUUUGGCCGCGCUACAAAAGCAGUCAGCAUCUGUCCUCCGGCUUACUAUGCGGAUCUAGUCUGUGAGCGCGCCCGUUGCUACCUUCAAGAUGUGUUCGAUCCAAACGACACGAGCAGCGAGGCGUMAAGCCACAGUUUGGAUACGAAACAGAGGAUAGUGACGAUCCAUGACAAGAUUAAGAACAGCAUGUUCUACAUCUAG
This is a messenger RNA of Talaromyces amestolkiae, 3180 nucleotides long. RefSeq lists its product as uncharacterized. Gene Ontology annotation, molecular function: protein binding; nucleic acid binding. The transcript is spliced from 6 exons. The record is from RefSeq and is a predicted model, not a curated record. Lineage: Eukaryota; Fungi; Ascomycota; Eurotiomycetes; Eurotiales; Trichocomaceae. The coding region runs from base 1 to 3180 and encodes 1059 amino acids.